Messenger RNA from Acytostelium subglobosum LB1, 567 nucleotides. RefSeq lists its product as hypothetical. NCBI's taxonomy places the organism in Eukaryota, Evosea, Eumycetozoa, Acytosteliales, Acytosteliaceae. The transcript has 4 exons. The record is from RefSeq and is a predicted model, not a curated record. The coding region runs from base 1 to 567 and encodes 188 amino acids.
AUGGAGAGGAGACAAGUUGAACUAGAGAAUGAGAAGAAGAACUUGGCUGAGGUGAAAUCAUUAACCAAUGAUGCCAACUUCCAUACCACUGACUUCCAACACCAGUUGUUGGACUUGAAGUCACAGAAUGAAGAACUGUCUUCAUUCAACAAGAAGUUCCUUGAGAGAGAGAAUCAAUACAAGGAGACCAUUGAGAGGAAGAUGAAUGAGAUCAAGGAACUCAAACAAGACAUCUCCAUGCAGUUGAAAGUCAAGACUGAGGAGAGUGCCCUCCAUGAGACCAAGAUCAAGGACCUGGAGAGAUUGGUUCUUGAACAAUCAAAGUACCAAACACAGUUGGACUCUUGUAAGAAGUUGUUGUCUUCUCAAAAGCAAACCUUUGAGAAACAGGUGGACCUCCUAAAGAAGAGAUUGGCCGAGACUGAGGACCAACAUCACCACCAUCAACAAUACGUACAGGCCCAGAUCGGAGGACCCAAACGUAUUGGCUCUGCGAUGUUCCCUUCAACCACAUCAUCAUCAUCAUCGUCGUCAUCUACAUCUGGCAGGAAGCCCCUUCCUUUUUAG